Messenger RNA from Brassica napus (rape), 919 nucleotides. RefSeq names its product late embryogenesis abundant protein M17. The transcript has 2 exons. NCBI's taxonomy places the organism in Eukaryota, Viridiplantae, Streptophyta, Magnoliopsida, Brassicales, Brassicaceae. The coding region runs from base 80 to 712 and encodes 210 amino acids. The record is from RefSeq and is a predicted model, not a curated record.
CUCAUGCACUCUUCACUACCCAAAAACAACAUCUUCCCUCACAACAAACCGAACAAUUGCUAAAGUGACAAACCAAAACAUGGGCAGCCUCAAGUCUCUCGCUCUCUUGGCUUUGCUCUUUUCCCUCUCUCUCGCUGUUUUUGCCGACACAUCCAAUGACGCCGCUACACAUGCUAAGGAAGAAGUGAAACCAAGUGAAGCGACCGAUGCCAUAGAGCCACAACAACGUGGUUGUAGAUACGGAUGCUGCGGAGCCUAUGCUUAUGGACAGUGCGCCGCUUGCUGCAGCCGACCUCAGGCCGCGGAGGCCGAAACCGAGGCCAAUGACGUUGUUGUAGAGCCUGAGCAGCGGGGGCGUGGUGGUUGUAGGUACGGAUGUUGCGGAUCCUACGCUUUUGGACGGUGCAGCGCUUGCUGCAGCAAAGCCCAAGCUGAGGAGGCUAUGAAUACCGAGGCUGUUGAGGAGAACGCUGUUGAGCCUCAGCAAAGGGGUGGUGGUUGUAGGUACGGAUGUUGCGGAUCAUGGCGUUAUGGACGGUGCAGCUACUGUUGCCGAGGUCCUCAAGCCGAGGCUGAAGUUGUUGAGCCCCAGCAAAUCCGUAGAUGUAGGUACGGUUGCUGCGGAAGGUACCCUUAUCCGCGAUGCAGUGUUUGCUGUACCAAGAAGAUGGCUACAGAGGAAGAGAAGAAAACAGAAGAAGCUAAGCCAUGAAUUGGCGUGUAACACAAACUCUUAUGUUUGUAUGCAUGGAAUGAAUGGUUAUUACUAUUACGUACGUAUGUCAAAAUAAGAGAAAUGUUGCAAAGCUCUAUGUAGCUCAAUAAAAGAAGUCUUAGGUUCUUAUGCAUGUAUUUUGUAUUUUUGUUAUGUGGUGUUUUCUCGUGAAGAUUACAAUAAUAACAACUGUUUAAUAUCAAA